Nothoprocta perdicaria is the source of this 1435-nucleotide messenger RNA. It is a transcript of the gene LAPTM5, whose product is annotated as lysosomal protein transmembrane 5. The record is from RefSeq and is a predicted model, not a curated record. NCBI's taxonomy places the organism in Eukaryota, Metazoa, Chordata, Aves, Tinamiformes, Tinamidae. The transcript has 8 exons. Gene Ontology annotation, cellular component: lysosomal membrane. The coding region runs from base 76 to 789 and encodes 237 amino acids.
UCUCUUCGCUUUUCAGUYGGGCGGAUGCUGCAAAUUCAACCACAUUAACUCACAGCUGUGCACAGGAAUCAAAAAAUGUCUGUCCCGAAGACCAUCGAGCCCCCAAAAUGUUGCUGCUUCAACACCAAGAUGGCAACAGUCGCCCUCGGAGUCUUCCAUAUGCUUAAUGUGGAACCAUUCGACCAGAGCAGGGCUGAUGUCGUCACCAGUUUCCUGUUGAUCAUCAUGCUGUUUGUGAUCAGCUUCAACCUCCUCCUUGGUGUGGUGAAGAGGAGAGAACGUCUCCUGAUUCCAUUCCUUGCUCUACAAAUCAUGGACUUUCUCCUCAGCCUCCUAACAAUGUUCAGCUCCUACAUACAAGUCCCAGCAAUCAUUUCUUUGUCAUCUCUAAGCCACGUGCAGGGACAUUCAAAGAUCCCUUUCUUGGCUCUGCAGCUACUGGAUUUCAGUCUGAGUAUCCUCACUCUGUGUAGCUCAUACAUGGAGGUCCCAACCUAUCUCAGCCUCAAGUCUUCGGAGAAUGCGGUCUUCUUGCCAACCCUUCAGAAGUUGCCAAAAGAAGAAUAUGCCAAAAUAAUGGUCACCUUCACCAUUGCAUUCAUUGCUGUCCUCUUCCUCAAGGCCUAUAUGUUCAAAUGUGUCCUCGGUUGCUUUAAGUACAUUAAAGCCAGCAAGAGAGGGGAGGUGAAAGUUGACUCACAAACAAUUGAGAAGGCUGUGCUGCCAUCAUACGAAGAAGCUGUAGAGUUGCCUUCCAAGGAAUCUCCACCUCCCUAUGUAGGAAUCUAAGCUCCACUCACAGGGAAGAAAUUUGUAUCGCUGUUGGUGCCUCCCUGAGAAGCCCUUGCUUCAUAGCAAUAUCAAGCCUAUUACAAUCCAACCCACUUGUAGGAGCCUCUAAAGAGUGAUGGUAAACUGCUGGAGCUGGGGUCUUGUUCUGCACUAUUUGACCUGAGCUGGUACCAGUAACUGAGCUACAGGGCUCUUUUAAUACACUGGGUACGCAGCAACAAAAGUUCCCAUCACCGGCCCCUGACAUCUGGCUAAUGUGAAAAUAAAGGCAUUGCCCUGAAUUUCUUGUCAGGCUUACUUUUUCCCAGCAGGACAUGGAUUCUCAUCUGUUUUAUAUCUUUUAAGUCAGCAGCUGAGCUGAAGGGAGCAUCAACAUUAGUAAGUGGAAUGGGGAGGGGGAAGAACAAGCAGAAACGUUUUUGCUGAGAUAGCCUAACUCAGAAGUAUGCCAUGUUAACCAGUAACAUCUAAGGAAGACCUAAGGGAAGAAGAUCAGCAAAAGGCUGAAGAUUCCAAAUGAACUACUAUGAAGCUCUCAACCUGUCUGCUUAUGAUAAUGAUUAAUGGUGUGUGCUCUGAAAUAUAUAAUGUCCUGGAAUUGUCACAGUAUUGUUCUGCUAUUUUAUAUCUGUUUGCCUUUUUU